GUAUCUCGUCAAAACAUCUUUAUGUCUUUUGUCUCAAAGUCAAGAUCUAACAAUAGAUCAUAUAAUGGAAUCACUUCAAAAAAAGCUAUAAAGCAGAUGACUCAAUAUACAAUUGAUCAAGUUAUAAACCAGUUAUCAAAUGCAGAUGAUUUAUGGAUACACAGUUUUAAACAGCUUGAGCAUUGCAUUUAUGAUUAUUUUCAAAAUAUCGAAAGUUGGACAUCACAUGAUAUUAAAAAUAAUACUAUCUGGAUUGAAGUAUUUGAUUUUGCUUAUUUGGACAAUGAUAAUAGAGUGAUCAUCUGUGCAUCUCUAAAUUAUCAUAAUCAAGCAGCUUUUUCAAAUGUAUGUAUUGAAAUGGACGAAUUAGAACAAGAUGAUUAUUUAACAGAUUAUGGGUCGUGUUAUGCAAAGAUUCUUCUUAUUAUUCGGAUUACUUCACCAAAAUUAGAUCAGAAACUUGAACUUGCCCUUGUUCAUUA
This is a messenger RNA of Scutellospora calospora, 482 nucleotides long. The record is from the annotation of a GenBank genome assembly. NCBI's taxonomy places the organism in Eukaryota, Fungi, Glomeromycota, Glomeromycetes, Diversisporales, Gigasporaceae.